Molecule: messenger RNA, 6498 nt
Organism: Panicum hallii
Lineage: Eukaryota; Viridiplantae; Streptophyta; Magnoliopsida; Poales; Poaceae
Product: DNA-directed RNA polymerase V subunit 1
Exons: 19
Coding region: 240-6176 (1978 amino acids)
Biological process (GO): DNA-templated transcription
Cellular component (GO): RNA polymerase II, core complex
Molecular function (GO): DNA binding
Source: RefSeq, a predicted model, not a curated record
GCUGACCCGUCCACCUCCUCGCUCCUCCUCCGCCUCCCUCCCCCACACCACACUCCCUCUCUCUCUCGCGGACGCACAGGGACCGUCGCCGCCUCGGCCUCUCCGGAGCGAGGCAAAACCCCUCUCCUCCGCCCUACUCCCCCGCGCGGGCGGCUAGGGUUUUAGCGCGGCCGCGUCGACGGGGAAGGAGAGGUGGACGCCGGCGACGGGGGGCGGGCGGCGCCGGCGCGUCCUGAGAGAUGGAGGAGGAUCAGUCGGCAAUACUGGUCGCUGAAGGUGCUAUAAAAAGCAUUAAACUUAGCCUCUCCACGGAAGAAGAAAUUUGCACGUACUCGAUAAAUGACUGCCCAGUCACCCAUCCUAGCCAGCUUGCAAAUCCAUUCCUUGGGUUGCCCCUUGAAGCUGGAAAAUGCGAAGCUUGUGGCGCCUCGGAAAAUGACAAAUGCGAAGGGCAUUUUGGGUACAUCGAGCUACCUGUACCCAUAUACCAUCCUUCUCAUGUCAGUGAACUGAGGCAACUAUUGAGCUUGAUAUGUUUGAAAUGCCUUCGAAUAAAGAAAGGGAAGGUUAAGCAAAGCAAGGGAAAGGAAAAUGGUUUAGCAACAUCAUGCUUCUAUUGCCGGGAUGUUCCAGCACUGUCUUUGAAAGAAAUCAGGACAACAGAUGGUGCAAUUCGGUUAGAGUUGAGAGCGCCCCCAAGGAAACAUAUGACCGAACGCUCAUGGAACUUCCUUGAUAAAUAUGGACAUCAUUAUGGCGGAAGCUCGCACGAGAGGCCAUUGCUUCCAGAAGAGGCUCUGAAUAUAUUGAAGAAGGUUCCAGAUGAUACUAGGAGAAAGCUAGCUGCACGGGGAUACACGGUUCAGUCUGGGUAUGUGAUGAAAUACCUACCAGUACCUCCAAACUGUCUCUAUAUUCCAGAGUUUACUGAUGGGCAGAGCAUCAUGUCCUAUGAUAUUUCAAUAGCUUUGUUGAAGAAGGUGCUUCAAAAGAUAGAGCAGAUAAAAAGAUCAAGAUCUGGUUCCCCAAACUUCAAGUCACAUGAAGAAGAAUCGUGUGAUCUACAACUUGCUAUUGGCAAAUACAUCCAUCUAAGGGGCACUACAAGGGGUCCCCAAGAUAAUACAAAGCGAUUUGCUGUUGGCACCGAUUCAGCUGCAUUGUCGACAAAACAGUGGCUGGAAAAAAUGAGGACAUUAUUUAUCAGCAAAGGGUCAGGUUUUUCAUCACGCAGUGUUCUUACUGGAGACCCGUACAUUGGCGUGGAUGUCAUAGGGCUUCCAUCUGAAGUGGCAAAAAGGAUUACUUUUGAGGAACAAGUAACUGACAUCAACAUCAACAGGCUGCAAGAGGUGGUUGACAAAGGACUUUGUUUGACCUACAGAGAUGGUCAAGCAAACUAUGCCAUCACUGUAGGAUCGAAAGGGCAUACCACACUCAAAGUUGGUCAAACGAUCAGGAGGAGGAUAGUUGAUGGGGAUGUUGUUUUUCUUAAUAGACCACCCAGUACUCACAAGCACUCUCUCCAGGCCUUUUAUGCAUAUGUACAUGAUGACCAUACAGUCAAAAUCAAUCCUCUCAUAUGUGGUCCCUUUUCAGCCGACUUUGAUGGUGAUUGUGUACACAUAUAUUAUCCACAGUCACUUGCUGCAAAAGCUGAAGCCCUGGAGCUUUUUAGUGUGGAAAAACAAUUGAUUAGUUCACACAGUGGCACGGUUAAUCUCCAGCUAGGUAAUGACAGUCUGGUAGCUAUGAAACUUAUGUCUUCCAGAACCAUGUUAAGCAAGGAAUUAGCAAAUCAGCUAGCAAUGUUUAUACCAUUUUCACUUCCGCCCCCUGCUGUAAUCAAGUCGAUUCCAGCUUGGACAAUCACACAAAUAGUGCAAGGUGCAUUACCUGCUAAGUUGACCUGCCAAGGAAAAACACACUUAAUCAGGGACAGUACCGUUAUAAAGCUGGAUCUUGAAAAGGAUUGUGUUCAUGACUCGUUCAGUGAUUUGAUGUCCUCCCUUCUUUCUCAGAAGGGCCCAGGAGAGGUUCUUCAAUUUCUGAAUGUAUUGCAGCCAUUAUUGAUGGAAUUUUUACUUCUUGAUGGCUUUAGUGUGAGCUUGAAAGAUUUCAACGUUCCCAAGGCUAUCUAUGAAGAAGUACAGAGACAUAUUCGGAAACAGUCCCUCAUCCUUGAGCAAUCAAGGUUCUCUAAAAGUCAGUUUGUGGAGAUGCGGGUGGAAAACAAUCUGAAGAGUAUCAAACAGCAAAUUUCGGAUUUUGUCGCUAAGUGCUCUGAUUUGGGGUUGCUGAUUGAUCCUAAAAAGGACUCUGCGAUGUCAAAAGUAGUUCAACAACUGGGUUUUGUUGGAUUGCAACUUUAUCGUGAAGGAAAGCUAUAUUCAAGCCGCCUGGUAGAGGAUUGCUUCUCAAAUUUUGUGAAUAAACACUCAGACAUUGGAGAAGAGCAUCCUCCAGAGGCUUAUGGUCUUGUGCAAAGUUCCUAUUUUCAUGGUCUCAAUCCUUAUGAGGAGCUUGUACAUGCUAUAUCCACAAGAGAAGCUAUGGUCCGCUCCUCAAGAGGGUUGACAGAACCUGGAACUCUGUUCAAGAAUUUAAUGGCCAUCUUGCGGGAUGUAGUUAUAUGCUAUGAUGGAACUGUGAGGAACACCUGCAGCAAUUCAAUCAUACAGCUUAAGUACAAGGAAGAUGAUGAGACAGAUUUUCCUAGUGCCUUACCUCCUGGUGAACCUGUGGGUGUCUUAGCCGCCACAGCUAUCUCGAACCCUGCGUACAAGGCUGUCUUGGAUUCGUCUCAGAGUAACAAUGCUUCGUGGGAGUCAAUGAAGGAGACACUUCAGGCUAAAACUGGCUACAAUAAUGAUAUGAAAGAUCGGAAAGUUAUCCUGUUUUUGAACGACUGCUCUUGUUCCAAGAAGUUUUGCAAGGAACGUGCUGCUCUUACAGUACAAAGUUGUCUUAGGAGAGUCACAAUAGCAGAUUGCACUACUGAUAUCUGCAUUGAGCAUCAGAAGCAAAUAAAUUUAGAUGGAACAUCUGAAGCUGCCCCAAGUCUUGUAGGCCAUAUUCACCUAGACAAGGCACAGUUAGAAAGGAUAAACAUUAAUACUCAAGACAUUCUCCAAAAAUGCGAAGAAGUUUCUAGGAGAUAUGGAAAGAAGAAAGGACAUCUUUGCCACCUUCUCAGAAAGAUCACUUUCGCUACGUGUGAUUGUUCAUUCGGACAGAAUCCAGUUGAUGGAUACCUACAUAUGAUUCCAUGUGUGCAGUUCUCUUUCUCUGAUGACAACACCAUAUUAUCUGAAUCUGUUGAGAGAGCAGUAAAUGUGAUAGCUGACUCUGUGUGUUCAGUGCUUUUGGAUACAAUUAUAAAAGGUGACCCUCGUAUUCAAGCAGCUAAAAUCAUCUGGGUUGAAUCGGAUGCGACCUCUUGGGUAAAGAACACACGGAAGACACCAAAGGGCGAGCCAGCAUUAGAAAUCAUUGUAGAAAAAGAUGAAGCUGUACACAAUGGUGAUGCCUGGAGAACAACAAUGGAUGCCUGCAUACCUGUCCUUAAUCUCAUUGACACAAGAAGGUCUAUUCCUUAUGGUAUUCAGCAAGUGAGAGAACUUCUUGGCAUCUCAUGUGCCUUUGAUCAAGUUGUACAGCGGCUUUCAACUACUGUAAAAAUGGUUUCUAAAGGAGUUCUCAAGGACCAUUUGAUACUUGUGGCAAACAGCAUGACAUGCACUGGAAAUUUGUAUGGGUUUAAUACUGGUGGCUAUAAGGCAACCUUCCGUUCACUAAAAGUUCAAGUGCCUUUCACGGUGUCCACUUUGUUUACCCCUAUGAAAUGCUUUGAGAAGGCUGCGGAAAAAUGUGAUUCUGAUUCGUUGGGAUGUGUGGUUUCAUCGUGCUCAUGGGGCAAGCAUGCCGCAAUUGGUACUGGUUCAUCAUUUGAGAUUCUUUGGAACGAAAAUCAGCUGAAAACUAACAAAGAGUAUGGUGAUGGGCUCUAUGAUUUCUUAGCCUUGGUCAGGACCGACCAAGAAAAGGCAGGAUACGCAUUCUUGGAUGAUGUCGACUACCUUGUAGCAGAAAAUGCAGUAGAUGAUGUAUGCUUAUCGCCUGAACCGGAUGGGAUCCUUGGUAAGCCCACCUUUGAGGAUAAUUUUGAAGAGCAUGAUAUUCAGAAGGGCAGCUCAUGGGAAAAUGGUGCAACAAUGAACUCGACUUGGGAACAAAAUGCAAGUGCUGGUAAUGAUUCUGGUGACUGGGGAGGUUGGAGUAAUGGAGCUGCAGCAGCUACCAAACCACUUGACCAAGAUAAUUCAUGCUGGGAUGUGCAUGCAGUGGUGGAGAACAAUUCCACCGAUUGGGGAGGUUGGGGCACUGAGAAGCAGACAAAUGUAGAACAAGCUGCAAUUGGUACUUGGGCUGAUAAGGGUGCUAGAGUGGAAUCAAGUGCAGGUGAUAAUAACUGGGAGAAGAAGUCCAGCACUCCUGAGGAUCAUGAUCCAUGGGGCAACAUGCCAGCAUCAGCAUCAGAAAAUGUGUGGGACAAACAGAAAGGAGAUGGAGGUGAUAGUGCCUGGGAGAAGCAAAAAUGCUCUUGCAAGGAACAGGAGAUGGAUGUGGACCAAGACUCUUGGCGUAAGAAGACAACACCACCGUCAAGCAAUAUGUGGGACAAAAAGAAGUCUGAUGGUGGCCAUGAGGAGCAGCCCAGCAGUUGGAAUGAGCAGAUGUUGAUUGUAGAUCAGGACUCGUGGGGCAACGCCAGGGAAAAAAAGAAGUUACAUGGUGGUGACAGUCAAUGGGUGGAGCGGGUCAGCACUUACAAACGGAAUAGGGCAAAUGCUGAUGAUGAUUCCUGGGAUAACAUGGCUAUGCCACCAUCAAACAAUGCUUGGGAUGCUGGCAAGGGAGUUGGAAGAUCAAAUACCAAGUCUGAUGGAGGAUCCAGUUGGGGCAACAGAGAUAAUAUGGGGACUUAUGAACAUUCAGAAGCCCCGAAAGAAUCGGACCCAUGGAGUACGGGGAAAUCAAAUGAAAGGGCAUGGGGGAAAACUGAUGCACUACAGGAUUCCUGGGGUAAGAGUGCAGCUGACAAUAAUAACAUGCAGGAGGGUUCCUGGGACAAAAUAGCUCUAACGGAUACCAAUUCACAGCAAGAUUCAUGGGGUAAUGUGGCAAUCCAGAAUAACAACACACUGAAUGAUUCCUGGGAAAAUGGAGCAGAAAAGGUCCAGACUUCUGCUGCAGAGGACUCCUGGGGUAAUCUGGCUGCAACACCAGCGGGUAAUGCAGAUGCGAAGCAAUCAGAUUCUGGUAACAGCAAAGGCUGGAAAUCAGAUGGAUGGGGUGGCAAAUCUGGUAAUUGGAGUGGCCAAAGAAACAAUUCUGGGAGGCCCCCAAGGAGACCAGACGAGAGGGGCCCACCUCCACCAAGACAACGGUUCGAACUAACAACUGAGGAGAAAAACAUUCUAAAAGAAGUUGAACCCAUUUUGAUGCGUGUCAGAAGGAUAUCCCGUGAAGCAAGCGACGGUGUUAGACUUCAGCCUGAAGAUGAAAAGUUCAUACAGGAGAAAGUUCUUGAGAACCACCCUGAAAAGCAAUCAAAGGUGUCUGGUGCAAUCGACUAUAUAAUGGUCGACAAGCACCAAACUUUCCAGGAUACCCGAUGCUUCUUUGUGGUCUCGACGGAUGGAUCCCGUUCAGAUUUCUCCUACUUCAAGUGCCUGGAGAACUUCGUGAGGAAGAACUACAAGGAGGAUGCCGAUACAUUCUGCAUGAAGUAUUUGAGGCCGCGUCGCAGGCAAGCACCACCAUCUGAUGGAGGGGCAACACCAGGUGUUCCGGCUGAGGCUCCACCAUCUACUGCAGCUGAGACUGAGCAAGGGACUCCUGCCCCUCCAGCGGAGGUUCCACAGGAGACUGUGGGUUCACCAGUAGCAGCUCCAGAAGAGACUCCCAAUCCAGAUUCAAGCGGCGAUGCAGGGAUCCUGGAGAAGCAGCCUGACCUGACUCCGGCUUCUCCAGUUGCGGCACCACAGGGGGUCCCCGAGUUAGAUUCAACCGGUGACGCAGGGACCCUGGAGAAGCAACCUGACUUGACUCCGGCUUCUCCAGUUGCGGCACCGCAAGAGGUUCCGGAGCCAGACUCGACCGAUGAUUGUUGAAUUCUAGGCAAGGGUCCUGAUUUCACCCUGGAAUCCCCAGCUGCGGCUCCGCAAGUGACUCCGGACCCAGAUUCGACGGGGCCUGAUCUGAAUGACUGAUUUCUUAGGCCGUGUGAAGCCGUGGCAUGUAAACGGUACACCUGCCCUCUGGCUCUGAGCGUUCCCUUACUAGUCGUCGUUGUCUACUUCCCCUGACCUCGUCUGGAGAGGCGGCAGCAGCAAACAUUUAGACCUUAGCCGGCUGCGUUUCCCGACCCGUGCCUCGUCCUGACGAAACUGUAAAUUCUGGUGAAUGUUACCCCGUCUGCCGUAUCCUUGUCUA